Messenger RNA from Rhincodon typus (whale shark), 1338 nucleotides. RefSeq names its product solute carrier family 35 member E4 (gene slc35e4). The coding region runs from base 709 to 1338 and encodes 209 amino acids. Gene Ontology annotation, molecular function: antiporter activity. The record is from RefSeq and is a predicted model, not a curated record. The transcript has 2 exons. NCBI's taxonomy places the organism in Eukaryota, Metazoa, Chordata, Chondrichthyes, Orectolobiformes, Rhincodontidae. Gene Ontology annotation, cellular component: Golgi apparatus.
GUCACGAAGGGACUACAUCGUCCAUGAGGCCUUUCGGCAAACGCCGGUGCGGAUGGCUUCCGAACGCCAUGUCACAUGAUGGCAUGCGUCAACCUUCCCAUGCCAACGGAAUCCGGCCUUGACAACAGCAUCCAGGGAAGCAGCUGGAUACUUAGUUCAGUGUCAGGUGUACACAUCUAGUGCAAGAACCAUCCCUUAUAUUGUCCUGGGUCAACUGAAGCUGCCCAGGCUGGCACCGCCUCAUCAAAGUCUAAAUUUGGAAAUGUGACGUCUGGUGUGUGAUCCUGCGGAUUUCUGCGCUUGAUUCAUUGGAGCAGCCGAGGCUGUGAGCAGCUUGUUGGAGGCCGAAGUGAGCAAAACUGGAACGGAUUAUUAAGACGUUACAAAGCGGAGCCUGAUUCAUCAGACAGCAUCUGACUACAGCAAGGCGUGGUGAGUUCAGGAACCGCGUUUCAAUGAUCUUAGACGUCUCCCCAGCUGCUUCAGGAGGGAUCUGAUUUAGUAUCCUAAAGGAGGGGAAAACAUUAAGCGAAACGUUAACGGGCACAUUAUGUUCAAUGGGCGGUGACUGUGGAACUAUUGAGUACUUGUUAUCCCGGGAGAGCAGCGAGGGUCUGCCUGGAAUUUCACCGCCUAGGAGCGUUAGAGGACACGGGAGAGGAGAAAGGUAACUCAAAGACUAUCUUUUCAGCCAGCGAUGGAGUUACCAUGACAACUACUGAUGUGUUCCCGGAGUUUGCUCCGCCAAUAUGCGAGCCAGCGGCCGGGCCGGCCCACAAGAAGAGGCGGAUGUUGCACACUCUGGCCGCGGUGGCUGUCCUUCUCGCCACCGGCACCACCAUAACCAGCCUCAACAAAUGCAUCUUCGCCGUCUACAAUUUCCGGUACCCCCUCCUGCUGUCGGCGCUGCACAUGCUCACGGCCAUUGUUAUCGACUACGCUUUAAUCCGGAUGGGAUUCGUCAACCUGGAGAUUAAAGAAGUCACCGGGUUACCUGCUGCUGCUAAAUUCAAAGUGUUCCUGCUCAGCUUGACCUUCUGUGCCACCAUCGGCUUUGGAAACAUGGGACUCAAUUGUGUGCAGCUCUCCUUUGCACAAGUGAUCUCCACCACUACCCCUCUCUUUACUAUAGCCAUAUCAAAGCUCUUUCUGGGUAAGGACCAUCACAUUCUCAAGUACACUGCCAUGAUGCCCAUCUGCCUGGGAGCAUCAUUUAGUCUUAUGGGCGAGGUGCAGUUUGAUCACAAAGGAUGCCUCUACAUUUUUGCUGCAACCAUGUUGAGAGGAGUGAAGUCCAUCCAACAAAGUGAGUCGGCUUGUUCUUCUCUCAUUUACUAA